GAUGCAAGAUGAAUAAAUAAAUAGAUAAAGAGAAAGCGAGUGGGAGAGGUGAGAAGUUAGCUGUCGCCCGUCAUCAUCAGCCUCUGCAUCUCGCUAUUUGGCAUUGCCGGCAGCGAAAAAGAAAAAAAAAAGUUGCUCUUAGUAGAAGAAAUCAGACGAGAGAGGCGGGAUGUCGAAUCAAGUGCGCUUAUUUUGUCGGUCUUUACUUGCUUUCUUAACGUUGGCCAGUAUUUGGACCGGCACACUUGGUCGUUGCCCCAGGGAAUGCCAAUGCAAUGAUAACAAAGUGCUAUGCAUGUAUAAAGGAUUAACUAAGGUUGUUCGAGUGCCACUGGAAACUACACUGUUAGAUCUUCGAUCAAACAAAAUAAAAAAUAUUGCUGUUGGUACAUUUUCAAAUCUGCAGUAUCUGGAAACACUGUUAUUGAAUCAUAAUGAAAUUGAUGUCCUGACCAGAAAUGCUUUUGUCGGACUACCUUCUCUUCGAGAAUUGUACUUAUAUCAAAAUAGAAUUACAACAAUUCAAACUGGUACUUUCAAUGAACUCAGAAAUCUGGAACAAUUAUAUUUGCAAAAUAAUUCCAUUAAAACCUUACCUGCUGGAGUUUUUGAUGGACUUCCAAAGUUACGUAAGGUUAAUUUGCAGGGGAAUCCAUUGGUAUGUGACUGCAAGUUGAAAUGGUUGUCAGAUAAAUUGAGGUUACUGGGGGACAGGUCAAAUGUCACCUGUGAAUUACCUCUCAGUGUUUCAGGACAAUUAGUGAGUGAACUUUCUCCUGAUCAGUUUCUAUGUCGGGCACCUCUGUUUACUGUGGAACCAGAAGAUAUGCGGCUGGAGAUAGGUACCUCAAUGGUGUUUACCUGUGCUGCAACUGGCGAUCCUGAACCUGAAAUCUCUUGGUUACAUAAUGGACAAGUUCUUGCUCAAUCAGCAACCAUCAUCUUUUGGGGUGACGCCUUAAAACGGCUAAUGAUCCAGAACAUUAAACAAUCUGAUAGUGGAACCUAUACAUGUGUGGCUAGUAAUUCUGUUGGACAGACAUUUUCCAGGGGAGCUCUGUUACAAUCAGAUUUACCAAGUACUGCUCGUCCACGAGUCACUCAGGCCCCAGUAAGAUUUCCAGCUCAGCCACAUUCACGAAGAAUCUUUCCUCCACGUCAACAAAGACUUCCAGCUCGGAGAUUUGACAGUGGAAGUUUUCAAGGAGAAUUGCUUGACAUCAUGGCUAAGCAAGGAGAUAACAUUACACUUCAGUGUGUAGAAGAUGAUGACUCAUCUGCCAGAAUCAGCUGGACUAAGGAUAAUCUACCCCUGUCAACUCCUGAUCAUAUAACUCUAUCAACAACUGGUUCCCUUUUCAUUGUGAACAUUCAGCAAAAUGACCAGGGCCUUUAUCGGUGUACAGCUACAAGCAGUUCUGGUACUAUUACAAGGGAAUUACGAAUAACCUUGCAAAUUCCACCAGCCUUCUUUGAACCACCAAGAGAUCAAACUGUACCAGAAGGGUCUUCUGCAACUCUUAGGUGUCGUGCUCAAGGCAAUCCUGUCCCAAUCAUCACUUGGUCAAAAAGUGGUGAAGCUUUACCAAACAAUGGUCGUUUUACUAUCACAAGCAAUGAAUUGAGGAUUCUGCAGGUCAAUAUAGAUGAUCGUGGCCUAUACAUAUGUCGUGCCGAGAGCACUGCUGGUUCCAGAGAGGCAACUGCUUAUUUGGCUGUAAGUCCAAGAACUGCUCCUUCAUUAGUUCAUCGUCAAACAGACAGAGAAGUCAGCUUGAACAGCCAGGUGACUUUACUUUGUGAUGCUGAAGGCGAACCAACUCCAAGUUACCGGUGGGAAAAAGACAAUCUACCAUUGCAGUAUGACAACAGAAUUAGAAGUGAAGGAAAUGCAUUAACAUUUCAAAGGGUUCUUUUUAAUGAUGCUGGAGAGUAUGAGUGUAUAGCCGAAAAUAUUGAAGGCAUUGACAGAAAUUCUUUCCACCUUUCUGUUGUUGCUAGACGUGGUGUGAAUAUUGGCCAUCAGUUGGUAACAAGUUCAACUGACGAAGCAAUCAACAGAAUCAACCUUGCUGCAAACGUUACCUAUGAUCAUCUGUUUAACAGGAAGAAAACUUACACCAUCAGUGACUUACUUUCAGUUGUCAGAUAUCCAUCAGCUGAAGCUCUCGAAUUAGCAAAAGCUGAAGAAAUAUUUGAGCAAACUCUAGACAUCAUUUAUGAACAUGUUAGAGAAGGUUAUAAAUAUAAUUUAGAAGAUCAUGAGCUGUCUUAUCGGGAAUUGUUGUCACCUGAACAUAUUCAAUUAGUUGCAAAUCUAUCUGGUUGUUCCCGGCGUUUUCCAAAUAUUGACUGUUCGGAUAUGUGUUUUCACAAAAAAUAUCGUUCCUUUGAUGGCUCGUGCAACAAUUUGCUUAAUCCAGCAUCUGGAGCUUCCAACCAAGCUUUUCGGCGUCUUCUUCCUCCUCGUUAUGAAAAUGGUUUCAAUACACCAGUAGGCUGGAAUCCUUCAAGAGAAUAUAAUGGCAUUCCAUUACCAAGCCCUCGGCUUGUCUCCUCUGUCCUUAUUGGUUCCAACCAUGUGACUGAUGAUGACCUGAGCACACAUAUGCUGAUGCAAUGGGGCCAAUUUGUAGACCAUGAUAUGGAUUUGGCUCCCCAAUCUAUCAGUAAUGCUCGAUUUAGUGAUGGCAGAGGAUGUAACGAAACUUGCACAAAUGAUUACCCUUGCUUUCCAAUUCAAGUUCCUUUGAAUGAUCAGCGCAUUCGAAAUCGUGAAUGUUUGGGCUUUGCUAGGUCAAGUGCUAUCUGUAAUUCAGGUGGAACGUCAAUUUUCUUCAAUACACUUGCUCCACGGGAACAGCUGAAUGCUAUAACAUCUUUUAUUGAUGCGUCUAAUGUGUAUGGUAGUACUUUUGAGGAUGCUUCUAGUCUAAGAGACCUUACAUCAAGUCGUGGUUUACUCCAGGUUGGAGCUGCACCAGAUGGAAAAGCUCUAUUACCAUUUGAUAAUAAUGGCUUAUUGGCAAACGUUGACUGCCAACUGGAAGCAACAAAACGACAUCUUCCUUGUUUUCUUGCUGGUGACCAUCGAGCUAAUGAACAGCUGGCCCUAACUGCAAUGCAUACUUUGUGGCUUCGUCAGCACAACAAGAUUGCAACAGAGUUACUUCAGUUGAAUCCACACUGGGAUGGCACUCUCUUGUACCAUGAAAGCAGAAAAAUAGUUGGUGCCAUGAUGCAACACAUUACAUAUGAACACUGGCUUCCUGAUAUCCUGGGCCCUAAAGGCAUGAAACUUCUUGGAAAAUAUAAAAGCUAUGAUCCUCAGAUUGAUCCUAAAAUAUCUAAUGAAUUUUCAACUGCAGCUUUUCGUGUUGGACACACUCUGAUUCAGCCUAUUAUUUAUCGAUUGAAUGAACGAUUCCAGCCAAUCAGAAGUGGGAACUUGCCACUCCAUAAAGCCUUCUUUUCUCCUUACAGAGUAGUGGAAGAAGGUGGCAUUGAUCCCUUGUUGCGCGGUCUUUUUGCUGUUCCUGCAAAAAAGCAAAUACCUGAAGAAAUGUUCAACUCUGAGCUGACCGAAAAGUUGUUUGUUUUAGCUAAUUCACUUGGACAAGAUCUAGGUUCCUUAAACAUUCAGCGAGGUAGAGACCAUGGGCUUCCCAGCUACAAUGAAUAUAGAGCUUUUUGUGGGAUGAACAAAGCCACUUCGUUCAAUGACCUAAGAAAAGAAAUUCCUGAUGCAAACAUACGAUCUCAUUUAGAGAAUCUCUAUAGACAUCCUGAUAACAUUGAUCUGUUUGUUGGAGGAAUAAGUGAAACUCCCAAAAGGAAUUCAAAAGUGGGACCGACAUUUUUGUGCAUUAUUGUUGACCAAUUCCGCAGACUUCGUGAUGGUGACAGAUUUUGGUAUGAAAACCCUGGUGUGUUUACUGCUGACCAACUAACCCAGCUGAGACAGGUAACUCUUGCUCGUGUCAUAUGUGACAACAGUGACAAUAUUAACCAGGUUCAGAGAAACGUUUUCCAUAUUGCCAGGAACAGAUCAGAAUAUUUGCCAUGUGAAAAAAUUCCCAAAAUUGACAUCAAGAUGUGGUCAGAUUGCUGCUUUGAUUGUCAAAAAUCGGGUGAAUUCCAAUCGAUCACCAGUUUUUAUAGCAGCCGUCGAUCAUUCCACAGUCGUCCAGAAGACAGACAUUUAUUUACAUCAUCAAAUUUGCCAAGAGACUCACAGUUUUUAAGCGAUCAACCAGUGAGCCCAGCUAAUAGUAGUUAUUUCUAUAAAAGUAAUCAGAAAUCUUCACACCUUGACACUCGAGUAGAAGGCAUGGAAAAAACUAUUAAGAAUCUUGACAGAAUGGUUCGUAAACUCAGGAAACAAGUAUUUGGACUGCAAAAGCAACAAUCAAGUCUUUCAACAUGUGUAGGAGCUGAUGGCAAAAGAUAUUCUAACUCUGAAGAAUGGAAAGUGAAUGAUUGCCAAGUGUGUAAAUGCAAGAAUGGCCAAGUGGAAUGUGAGAAAGAAAUAUGUCCACCAGCAACUUGCAGCAAUCCUAAAACAGUUCCAGGUGUUUGCUGUCAAAUGUGUUAAGAAUCAGCAAAACUUUCUUGAUUAAAAAACAAGCUUUGGAGGAUAGACAAUUCUUCACAUUUCUUUCACAGCUCUAGCAAUGAAAUUGACAAAAAUAUUUUUCACAAAAUUCAUCUGUGUAUAUAUUCUUUUAUUUUUAUUUUUAAUGAUUUCAGAAAGAGUGGCCAUAUUGAGGCACAGCCUUAAAAAGUUUUAGAUAUCGACCCCUCAGUACUUUUUUUGGCUCUUAUUUCAUUUUUCCUUCUAAGAUAUGAAUAGGCAAAAAUGAAUGUUGAUGUAUAGGGAGAUAACUUAACUGCACAUUAAUAACAGGGUAUCCCUGUUUGAAUCUACUAGCUUGACCCAAUUCACUUACAUGCACAUACAUACUUAUAUAGUGCAAUUUGAAUUUAAAUUACAUCAUAAAUAACCACUGUUUUGAAUUCCAUGUGUAUUCCUGUAUAGCUGAAGGAAAACCAUGAAGUAGACUCAUGUUACAGUCCAUUUAUCAUUUGGUUACAAUCCACAGUUGGGUAUUCCCAGAGUAGAUAUACGAAACAAAGCAAAAUAACAGGAGAGUUUGUUUGUAAAAUAUUUAGUUACAUCAUCUUACACAUAUUUCAUUAAUAAAAAAUUAUUAUGAGUUAUAUAAUGUAAAUUAUAUAACCUAAUUGCAUUGUCAAAUCUUCAGAGAAGCAUAACUCUCAUUUGUAAAUUCAUAUUUGCAUAUUGAAUUAGUGUUGCCA
Messenger RNA from Octopus sinensis (East Asian common octopus), 5319 nucleotides. RefSeq names its product peroxidasin. NCBI's taxonomy places the organism in Eukaryota, Metazoa, Mollusca, Cephalopoda, Octopoda, Octopodidae. Gene Ontology annotation, molecular function: peroxidase activity; heme binding; protein binding. The transcript is spliced from 22 exons. The record is from RefSeq and is a predicted model, not a curated record. The coding region runs from base 170 to 4594 and encodes 1474 amino acids. Gene Ontology annotation, biological process: response to oxidative stress.